AUGUCUUUUUUUGUCCAGCCAUUUAACGAUCAAUUCACUUCUCUAGCACCUAUUCUGGCUCGUUUGGCGGAUAUACUUCCCCUAGUAACUCAUCACGCCAGUCCGCAUGCAGAACUGGCUUCUCAGUUGCGCAUUAGUAUUUUAACUCGCGGUGCUGUCUCAGAUAUGUCAGCACCUACAUGCACCAGUGUAGAUAGGUUGUCUGCAUCUUACACACCCUCUGAACACAUACUUACCACUAGAGAGGAAUCACCAAGAAGUCUCAUCGAAGAGUUAUCUACUAUUCACACCUCGGUUACUUCUGAUGCUAUAACGCGAAAUACCAACAAUGAUACAUCAGAUACUUGCUGCUCAGAUUCUACUUCCCUUCCUAUAAAAUUGGCUCAUUUGGUAGCCCAAUUAGCGGACCCGUUGAUUCCAAUCAUCGGACACGCUCUAAUCGAGAUGGCGCGUCUCAUCGAAGCCAAGGAUGAAGUUCUGUUUGGACACGAAGAACUCUUGUUUUCUGUAGGUAUUUAUGUAUUUUGUUCAGCAUAA
This is a messenger RNA of Protopolystoma xenopodis, 537 nucleotides long. NCBI's taxonomy places the organism in Eukaryota, Metazoa, Platyhelminthes, Monogenea, Polystomatidea, Polystomatidae. The record is from the annotation of a GenBank genome assembly.